AUGUCUCUACAACCAGAAAAUUAUGUUAACAACAAUAAUGACACUUUCAUUGAAAAGGAAGAAAACAGCAACAGCAUUAACAACGUUGACAAAAACAUUAAAACAUUCGGUGACAUCAAAAAUAUAAAUGGCAGCAACAAUACAAAAGAUAGCAUUACUACGGAUUGUGAAAGUAACAAAAACAAUAAUGCAAACUCAUCUAUUAAUGGUAAUAGUAAAAAUAAAAUUACUGAUAAUGGAAAUACUUCAGUGGGUAGUAAUUGUUGUGAUGUGAUGUUUGGUAGGUGGAAAGAAUGGAGAUCGUCGAGGAGCUAUUUUUUGUUCUGGGGACAGCCAUCAAAUAACAGGGAACAUUCAAAUUUUCUCGUAACAACUCUUUCAAAUAAUCUGGCCCAACACCAUAACUGCAACUUUACACGCCUGAAAAGCGCAACAAAAAAUUUUCUGCAACGUUCUGAAUACGUUGAACUCUCAACCCCAUUAAUUCUAAAACCGUACGUCUACAAAGUACAGUAA
Molecule: messenger RNA, 516 nt
Organism: Helobdella robusta
Lineage: Eukaryota; Metazoa; Annelida; Clitellata; Rhynchobdellida; Glossiphoniidae
Exons: 3
Coding region: 1-516 (171 amino acids)
Source: RefSeq, a predicted model, not a curated record